Messenger RNA from Linnemannia hyalina, 294 nucleotides. The record is from the annotation of a GenBank genome assembly. NCBI's taxonomy places the organism in Eukaryota, Fungi, Mortierellomycota, Mortierellomycetes, Mortierellales, Mortierellaceae.
AUGUCGAGUAGGAAGGACGUGGCCCCCGCCAUGGGAACAGAUAGGGUCCUCAAGAGACCCUCCUCAUCGUCAUCGUCGCCUAGCCAUGGCCACGGCCAUGCCCAUGGACAUUCUGCCCGUCAAGACCACCAUCAUAACUACACCCUCCACCAUAACACCACCAACCAUACCCAUGCCCAUACCCACACCCACACCCACCACCAUCAACAGCAGCAGCAGCAGCAGCGACAGCCGCCCAAGGACUCCCCCGUGAACAACAGCUCUGGACAGUCAAGCAGUUCCUCUCGCAGGUGA